Colletotrichum destructivum is the source of this 738-nucleotide messenger RNA. RefSeq lists its product as uncharacterized. Gene Ontology annotation, cellular component: endoplasmic reticulum. The transcript has a single exon. The record is from RefSeq and is a predicted model, not a curated record. Gene Ontology annotation, biological process: GPI anchor biosynthetic process. Lineage: Eukaryota; Fungi; Ascomycota; Sordariomycetes; Glomerellales; Glomerellaceae. Bases 1 to 738 code for a protein of 245 amino acids.
AUGUCACUCUCCUCAGACGACGAAGACCAAGUGCUGUCCGACAAUCAGUCCAUUUCGGCCGAGUCAAGCGACGGCGAAGAGCUGCCCCCGCGACCCCUACAUCACAACUACUUCGCCCCCCCUUUCUACGGUCGCCCACCGACCCCUCUACCGCCCUCGCCAUCACUGACCUCGCUGCUUCGCCCUUCGAGACCAACGACCCCUGACGCUUCAGAUGAUGAUUUCGAGCCCGUUCCCCGUGCAUCGCCGCAGGUCCCGACCUACGAGUACUACGGCUUCGUGCUGUACCUCUUCUCAACCCUGACUUUUCUCGUCUACCUAUUGUGGUCCUACCUCCCGUCGCCGUUCCUGCACGCGCUGGGCAUCUACUACUACCCGAACCGGUGGUGGUCCCUUGCGAUCCCGGCCUUCCUCACGAUGCUGGGCGUGUACAUCUACAUUGCGCUCGCGGCGUACAAUACCGAAAUCUUGACGCUGCCGUUAAAUUCCAUCGAGUGUGUCGUCGACGACGCCUCCAAGGUCGGGGUGAUUGAUAGCAAAGGUCGAUUGAGGGACGGGCCGAAGAGGAGAUCGAGAGACAAGAGGGAUAACCGGUUGCCAAUGGGAGGGUACAACUGGAAGAAUAUCUGGAAUGAAGGGACAGACGCUGUGAUGGAUAUCCCGUUGGCCGGCGCCUGCGAGGUGCUGUAUGGAGAAGGGCGGGAUUUCGAGUCAGAAGACGAGUAUAUUGUGACAUGA